CGUUUAUGUAACAUGCUUACAAGUCAAGCAAUCCUAAACAUAAAUUACUGUAAAAUUCAGUAUCAAAUACCGCUAUUUGCUCCGAAAAGCGUUAGGCUGUAUUUUAAACGGAAAUAACUAGGCUGUAUUUUUCUCUUGGUUGUCUAACCAACAGAAGAGUGUGUUCUCUUGGAAAUUGGUUCGUUUUCUAUGCUUUGCGCAGACCGAUUAGCGCAUGAAAUCGAAGCACCGCGAGAGCGAUUCGAAAUCAUACGGAGCAAUCUGCUCUCGCGGUACUUUGACGUCAUACACCGUUCAAUCUGCACAGCUGUUGAAGCGACCGCCCUUUGGCCCUGCUUGUUGUUAGACCUGCAAGCGAGGAGCUGCAGACAGACUCGUCUCGUAUAAAGGUUUAAUUUUAGUCUUAAUAGUACGAGACCUGUCAGUACCCGCCAUGGGAAGUUUGUAUCAGUCAGGAGGUCGGUGUUUCGUUCGGCAGGUCUUCUCCGGCCUGCCCAGCAUGCUGCAGCGACGGUACAGCCUCGACAUUUCAGCGCGGCUUCUGCGGACUGAAGGCUUCAUAGACGGGCGCUGGGUGUCAGCUGCAUCCACGUUCCCUGUGUUAGAUCCAGCCACGGGAGAAGAGGUCGCAAAAGUGUCCGACUGCGGUACGAGAGAAGCCCAGGACGCUGUCAGUGCUGCAUACAAAGCGUUUCACCCGUGGAAGAAUCACACGGCUAAGGAAAGAAGCAUUUUGUUGCGAAAAUGGUUUGACCUGAUCACUCAGCAUAAGGAAGAUCUUGCCAAGCUGAUCACAGCAGAAUGUGGGAAGCCCAUGAAGGAGUCUCUUGGAGAAAUUGCGUACUCGGCCGCCUUUGUAGAGUGGUUUUCUGAGGAGGCAAGACGUGUCUAUGGGGACAUUGUCGCACCACCAGCCAAGGACCGCAAGAUCUUAAUACUCAAACAGCCAGUGGGAGUGGCUACUAUCAUUACUCCUUGGAAUUUCCCCAGUGCCAUGAUAACCAGGAAGGUGGGUGCUGCCUUAGCGGUGGGCUGCACUGUAGUGGUGAAGCCAGCUGAAGACACGCCUCUUUCUGCACUAGCACUUGCUGAGCUUUCAGUUCAGGCUGGUAUUCCUCCAGGGGUGAUUAAUGUGGUUCCUUGCUCAAGAGAAAAGACUCCUGCAGUGGGAGAGGUGCUCUGCACUGACCCUCUGGUGGCCAAAAUCUCAUUCACUGGCUCCACAGCCACUGGCAAGAUACUGCUCAAACAUGCAGCAGGAACUGUCAAAAGGGUGUCCAUGGAGCUGGGAGGUCACGCCCCCUUCAUUGUAUUUGACAGCGCUGAUGUGGACAAAGCUGUGGCAGGGGCCAUGGCCUCCAAAUUCAGGAACUCGGGCCAGACCUGUGUCUGUUCCAACCGCUUUCUGGUUCAGAGUGGGAUCCAUGACUCAUUCGUGGAGAAGCUGGGAAAAGCCAUGGACGUAGAGCUGAGGGUCGGCCACGGUUCGGAGCCCACCACCACGCAGGGACCGCUCAUCAACGUCCGUGCAGCAGAGAAGGUGGAGAGCCAGAUUGCAGAUGCUGUGUCUCAGGGGGCUGCUAUAGUUAGAGGUGGGAAGAGACUGAAGGGUUCCUUUAUGCAGCCCACCCUACUGUCCAAAGUCACCACUGACAUGCUCUGCAUGCGGGAGGAGACCUUUGGACCCCUUGUUCCUGUGGUUAAGUUCAACACAGAACAGGAGGCACUUGACAUCGCCAAUGCUUCACAAGUUGGUUUAGCAGGUUAUUUUUACUCCCGAGACAUCGGGCAGAUCUGGCGAGUGGCUGAGCAGAUGGAAGUGGGCAUGGUCGGGGUCAACGAAGGUAUGAUCUCCAGCCCAGAAGCACCCUUUGGUGGAGUAAAACAGUCCGGACUGGGCAGAGAAGGUUCCAAAUACGGUGUGGAUGAAUAUCUGGAUAUAAAGUACAUAUGUUUUGGAGGACUUGCUUCUUGAAUGCCCCAAUCUACAGAUUUGACCAAUUAAAGCAAGCAUUACAGUCAAGUAUCAAGCCAGACACAAAAUCAUUACUGCGCAAAACACUGAAGCAAACUCUUGUCAAUUAGACGGUAUAUCAUUCCAUAUGGUCCAAUGAGCAGAACCAUCUUGAUAAAGGGAAAUUUACCAUAUAAAGGAAUGGUACAUAUGCCCGCAGCCCUCCUUAAGAUGUCAUAACUCAUAGUUCACUGAUAGAACGCAGGUCCGGAAUAAGAUUAAUUCAGCUAAUUCAUGGCACUGCAGGACAUAAUCUGGGAUUUAUAUAUCAUUAAGGAUGUACCAUUACAUUACUGUGGGGAUCUGGAGAAAAAACAAAGCAGUAAAACUGCAGCUUUUCACCAGAUAGUCAUCUAACGCUGGUUAAGAUGUUUGUGUCCAGCACCAUGCAGAUUAAACCUCUGUUUGUGUAUUUGUAUAGACAAGUGGUGCUGGAUAGUGGAGCCAGGUCUUCUACUAAACAUGUUGAAAUGACAAUACGCACAAUAGGCUUUACUCGUGAAACAUGAAAUUAUACAUUUCUCACCUGUAAAACAGUCCUUGCUUAGAUUGUUGCAAUAUAUGUUUGAAUAUUGUGUGAAACGAUUAGAGAAAUGUUGUGCUUGUGUUUCAUGAAUAAAGCCCAAUGUUAAAAAGGUACUUUAAAAAUAAUAAACAAUACAUGUUAGUCUGAUGCCUGUAAAUGCAUUUCCUAAAAUGUUUUAACUUGACAUGACUGCUCUAUUUUUAUAUUUUAGAAAUGUUGGCUGCUAAUGUUUAAAAAAAACUUGUUUUGAGGUACUGUAGAUGUGUAUGUUGAGUCAUGUCUAGCAAGGUUUAAAGUGUCUUAAGAAACCUAAUUCAUUGUCAAAUGUUGUCCUAAGUGCCAAUGUGGUUUUUUUUAGUGAAAAUCUGUCCUUAGUUUUAAAUAAUGUUGAUAUAUUUUGUUGAAAAUAGUAAUUCUCUAUGAAUAAAAAUAU
Messenger RNA from Triplophysa rosa, 2973 nucleotides. It is a transcript of the gene aldh5a1, whose product is annotated as aldehyde dehydrogenase 5 family, member A1 (succinate-semialdehyde dehydrogenase). Bases 434 to 1975 code for a protein of 513 amino acids. Gene Ontology annotation, biological process: GABA catabolic process. Gene Ontology annotation, molecular function: succinate-semialdehyde dehydrogenase (NAD+) activity. The transcript has 10 exons. The record is from RefSeq and is a predicted model, not a curated record. Lineage: Eukaryota; Metazoa; Chordata; Actinopteri; Cypriniformes; Nemacheilidae.